AUGAGCAGCACUCAGAAUAAGGAUUACGACCCUUCCGUCUUUAGCCAAGACACCAUCGUCGGCUCCGACACCGCUUCCAUCCGCCCUCUUAUCCGCGACGCCGAUGACGCCGGCGCUGGCUCCGCUCCUCUCCGCGGCACUGAUCGCCAGCCUGUCGCGACCGACAACUACCACAUCGUCUCAACGCGGGUAGUCAAGGAAAUCCCCAAGUCCGCCACCAAACCACCCGCAGACCCAAACUCGGCCUUCAGCAAACUCAAGAACAUGCUGAAGCCGCCCGUCGUGAAGGCGGUCGAGGCGCUGCCUAGCACUGAGGGCAAGACGUAUCAUAUCGAUGAGCAGGGGCGCAUCAUCGAGACCACGGUUAGAAGAGCAGCUGUGCAGAAGGGCAUUCUGUCUGCUGGAACUGGCGGCGGAGGCAGUUAA
Colletotrichum chrysophilum is the source of this 426-nucleotide messenger RNA. RefSeq lists its product as uncharacterized. Lineage: Eukaryota; Fungi; Ascomycota; Sordariomycetes; Glomerellales; Glomerellaceae. The coding region runs from base 1 to 426 and encodes 141 amino acids. The transcript has 2 exons. The record is from RefSeq and is a predicted model, not a curated record.